AUGCAUUUAAAUCGAAUCGGUUCGGAAAAGAAUCAAAAAAGUGAAAAUAUUUUAACGCAAACAGGAAACUUUAAAGGAUUAAAAAAUGAAAGUUCCACACAAACUGCAAAACAAUUUUCAUAUUUUCAAUUGUUCCGUUACGCUACAGUAGCAGAACGUUUUCUAAUAUUUUUGGCCAUAAUACUGGCCUCAUUGUCUGCCGUCAAUGUGCCGUUUUGUGUCGCUAUUUAUGGCGAAUUUACAUCAUUACUUAUCGAUCGUACCGUUGGCGUUGGCACAUCUUCGACAACAUUCUUUCUACCAAUAUUUGGUGGAGGAAAAAUCUUAACUAAUGCAACGCACGAUGAAAAUAUGCAGGCUAUUAAAGUUGAUGGUUGGGCUUUCUUGUUGGGAAGUGUAGUGGGCUCUGCACUGCAGCUCUUAACGAUAGCGAUCUCUGUGAAUAUAUUGAAUAAAUUAGCCCUAAAGCAGAUUUCCCGCGUACGUAAAUUAUUUUUAGAAUCUAUUCUAAGACAAGAUAUGUCAUGGUUCGAUACUAAUUCGGGUAACAAUUUUGCUGGCAAAAUGGCAGAGGAUCUUGAUAAAAUGAAAGAAGGAAUUGGCGAGAAAAUUGGAAUAUUUACUUAUUUGAUUGUGACCUUCGUUCUUGGCAUUGCAGUCUCGUUUUUCUACGGCUGGAAGCUAACCCUAGUUAUGUUACUAUGUUGUCCGUUCAUUGUACUUUCAACGGCAUUAGUGGCUAAAAUACAAAGCUCUUUAACUGAGAAAGAAUUGAAGGCGUAUUCAAAUGCGGGUGCAGUAGCCGAGGAGGUUUUUUCUGGUCUACGCACUGUACUCGCAUUUGGUGGUGAAAAGAAGGAAGUGCAACGUUUCACGAAUUUACUGAAACCAGCUGAAGAUAUGGGUCGUAAACGAGGUCUAUACUCUGGUAUUGGAGGUUGCAUUAUGUGGUUCAUUAUUUAUUCUGGUUACGCUUUGGCCAUGUGGUACGGAGUAAAUCUAGUACUAUCCGAUCGCCUCGAAGAACACAAAAGCUAUACACCUGCAGUUUUGGUUAUUGUUCUGUUCGGCAUUAUAAUAGGGGCCCAGAGCAUUGGAUUCGCUUCGCCUCAUAUUGAGGCUUUCGGUACAGCUAAAGGUGCUGCUCAGAGUGUGUUUAGCACAAUAGACCGCAAGUCCUAUAUAGAUCCUCUAAAUGAUGAGGGCGCAAAGCCUUCGGCAGUUAGAGGACAGAUUAGCUUCGAAAACUUAUACUUCCGGUAUCCGGCACGAGCAGAUGUGAAAAUUUUGCAAGGCUUCAGCUUGGAAGUAAAUGCAGGGGAAACAGUAGCUUUAGUGGGGGCUUCAGGAUGUGGAAAGUCCACCACAUUACAAUUAUUCCAGCGCUUCUAUGAUCCCUUAAGCGGUGACGUGAGAUUAGAUGGACGUAACAUUAGAGAUUUAAAUGUAGCAUGGCUACGUGCGCAAAUUGGUGUGGUAGGUCAGGAACCAGUUCUUUUCGCUACUACAAUCGAAGAGAACAUACGGUAUGGUAAGCCUACAGCAACAAAAGACGAAAUUAAACAGGCCGCUCGCAUUGCCAAUUGCCAUGACUUUAUCGUCAAAUUACCCAAAGGUUAUGAGACCAUGGUUGGUGAACGCGGAGCACAAAUGUCAGGGGGACAAAAGCAACGUAUAGCUAUAGCAAGAGCGAUUAUCAACGAUCCCAAGAUACUGCUAUUAGAUGAGGCGACUUCAGCUUUGGAUCCUACAUCGGAGAAAAAGGUGCAAAUAGCUUUAGAAGAAGCCAGUAGGGGUAGAACUACCCUGGUGGUCUCUCAUCGUCUUUCGACCAUCACAAAUGCCGAUAAAAUUGUAUUUGUUAAGGAUGGUGUCGUUGCUGAACAAGGCACACAUGAGCAGCUAAUGGCUAAGGGUGGUUUAUACAAUCAACUGGUGAAUAUAACUAAAACCAGUGAAGAAUUGGACGACGAUGACGAUGAACAACAGCAGGCAGAUAUUGAAGCAAAAAUAAACAGCAAUGAACCUGAACAAGAAGAAGAAGAAGAAGAGACAGACGAAGAGGAGGAAGAGGGCAAAGAGUCAACAGCAGCGACCGAAGCUUACGACAAUGGUGGCUUUACGCUUGAACGUGGUGUUAGCGAUGUGAGAGAGAGUGAGAAAAGGAAACGAAAAAAAUCGAAAAAGAGUAAAAAACGAGUGAAAAAGGAGAAAGAGAAAAAAUAUGAAGUAUCCUUUAGUCGUAUAAUGAAGUUGAAUGCUCCCGAAUGGCCAUACAUAGCAUUAGGUUGUGUAGCUGCUGCUCUUCAUGGUGCUACAUUUCCCGCUUGGGCAAUUUUUUUUGGUGAUUUUUUUGCGAUUAUGUCGAACGCAGAUAACGCGUAUGUGCAAUCAGAAGCGACAUUUUUAUCGUAUUUGUUUAUGGCAAUUGGUGUAGUUGCGGGGCUGGGUACUUUUGUGCAAACAUUCAUGUUUAACGCGGCCGGUGCCAAAAUGACAUCACGUUUGAGACGCGAUACUUUUGAAACGCUUCUAAAGCAAGAAGCAGCUUAUUUCGAUCAUCCUAGCAAUUCAGUGGGAGCACUAUGUUCACGUUUGGCGGCUGAUUGUUCCAAUGUUCAAGGGGCAACCGGUACCCGUAUUGGAAUGAUGCUGCAAUGCUUAUCCACUUUACUAGUAGGCAUAGCCGUAGCCUUCGUAUACUCUUGGAAUUUAACUUUAGUCACAAUCGUCUUGGUGCCAUUUAUAUGUUUGUCUAUAUUCUUAGAAUCGCGUUAUAUGGAAUCGAGUUCGCUUACUGAGAAAGCGGCUUUUGAAAGUGCUUCGCGAAUAGCUGUGGAGGCCAUAGCCAAUGUACGCACGGUAACUAGUCUGGGUCAAGAACGUUACGUUCUUCAACGUUAUAGCUCUCAAAUAGAUUUGGUCCAUAAGAGUUGCGUGAAAAAGUUACGUUUUCGUGGAUUUGUUUAUGGUCUAGGGCAAUCGGCGCCUUUCUUCGCAUACGGAAUAUCUUUAUUCUAUGGCGCAGUAUUGGUAGCCAAUGGUUUACCUUACGAAAAUGUUAUUAAAGUCGCAGAAUCUCUGCUGUUCGGUUCGUGGAUGUUGGGUCAAGCUUUAGCAUUUUCGCCAAACGUUGGUGCUGGUGUUUAUUCAGCUGGACGAUUAUUCAAACUUUUUGAUCGCUUACCUGCUCAAUAUAUUCCCAAAAUAAGACCCUUUAACACUGCAGAGAAAUCCGAAGGUAAUAUCGUUUAUGAAAACGUAAGCUUUGAGUAUCCUACACGUCAAGGCAUUCCAAUAUUAAGAAAUUUCAAUUUGGAGAUUCAAAAGGGUUCAACAGUAGCUUUGGUAGGUCCUUCGGGAUCGGGCAAGUCGACUUGUGUGCAAUUGCUUUUGCGUUACUAUGAUCCCAUCAAAGGCACAAUAAACCUAAGUGGUACACCUACCACCGAUUUCACCUUGGAAACGCUACGCUCGAAACUGAGUUUAGUUUCUCAAGAGCCGGUACUUUUCGAUCGUAGCAUAGCAGAUAAUAUAGCAUAUGGCAAUAAUUGUCGUGAUCCCAUGCCAAUGGCGGAAAUCAUUGACGCUGCAAAGAAAGCCAACAUACAUGAUUUCAUUACCUCUCUCCCUCACGGUUAUGAGACACUCUUAGGUUCCAAAGGAGCUCAGUUAUCGGGAGGGCAAAAGCAACGUAUUGCUAUUGCAAGAGCGAUGGUCAGAAACCCAAAAAUUCUAAUAUUAGAUGAAGCGACCUCUGCUUUAGAUAUGGAAAGUGAGAAGGUAGUACAACAGGCAUUGGAAGUGGCGCGCAGCGGACGUACUUGUGUAACUAUAGCUCAUCGUUUAACCACAGUACGUGACGCCGAUGUAAUUUGUGUUCUAAAGAAGGGUGUAAUUGUAGAAAAAGGCACCCACGACGAGCUGAUGAAUCUUAAGCGUAUUUAUUAUAAAUUAUAUAUAAUGCAACAAGUAACGUAGCGUCAAAUGUUUAUUUUUAA
This is a messenger RNA of Glossina fuscipes, 4001 nucleotides long. It is a transcript of the gene Mdr49, whose product is annotated as multidrug resistance protein homolog 49. NCBI's taxonomy places the organism in Eukaryota, Metazoa, Arthropoda, Insecta, Diptera, Glossinidae. The coding region runs from base 1 to 3981 and encodes 1326 amino acids. The record is from RefSeq and is a predicted model, not a curated record. Gene Ontology annotation, cellular component: membrane. Gene Ontology annotation, molecular function: ATP binding; ATP hydrolysis activity; ABC-type transporter activity. The transcript is spliced from 10 exons. Gene Ontology annotation, biological process: transmembrane transport.